Molecule: messenger RNA, 1824 nt
Organism: Drosophila hydei
Lineage: Eukaryota; Metazoa; Arthropoda; Insecta; Diptera; Drosophilidae
Gene: Ir51b
Exons: 1
Coding region: 1-1824 (607 amino acids)
Source: RefSeq, a predicted model, not a curated record
AUGGAGCUGACGAAGCAACUACUUCACCUGCUGCUGCUGCUGCAGCUCUGCACUUGGCCCACAGAUCAGCAGCAGCUGUCGCACAACUUCAGCUUCAUAGAGGAGGUAGCAAGGCGAGCUGCUGGCCAACAGAGGUGGACGACCAUGCCCAUCUUCAUCAGUCGCCAUGUGGAGCGAGAGCAGGUGAACGACUUGGUACGUUGGCUCCACAACAAUCUGAGCAGCUCCAGCUAUAUCUUCGAUGGCACCCAGGAGCAGCCGAAUCCGUUCAAUCCGUUGAGGAAUCACAUCAAGAACGACGCCUUGAGCCUUCUGUUCUGCUACAGCACCGAGGAGCAGAUCUGGUGGCAUUUGGACGAACGCUUACGAAAGAUGCGUCAGAGUCGUCUCUUGGUCAACCUGGCGGCCCAGAGAGGCCACCUAGCUGUGCGCGGUAUAUUCGCCAAGCUGUGGAGUCUGCAGUUCCUGCGAGUCCUGGUGAUACAUAGGCAAAGGAUAUAUCGAUACACACCUUACCCAACGUUGCGUUACUUUGAGCUGCAGCUCGAGGGGAAGGGGCAGGAGAAGGAGCUGCUGCUCUUUCCCCCCGCUCCUCGUGAUCUGCGGCAAUAUGUAGUCUCUACGCCGGCUGAGAAUGACUUGCCACGAGUCUUUCGCCUGCAGGACAAGCGAACGGGCGCCCAGCUCAUUCGCGGCUACGGCUACCGCGUCUUGGCAGAGUUCUUCUACAGGCACAACGCGGUGCUGCAUGUGAGCAAUGCCGGCAAAUCUCUGCCCAUCGACAGCAGCGUCAAUAUGAGUCGCAUCCAGCAGCUCAUUGGCACGCACAAGCUGGAGAUCUCCAUGCACCCCUAUGUGGGCAUCGAUCGCAAGCUGGGCAUACUCAGCUAUCCGCUGCACAUAGCCCAGAACUGCUUGAUUAUGCCGGUGAGGAAUGAGAUUCCACGCUUCAUGUACCUGCUGCGUCCGUUUCACUGGAGCAGCUGGCUACUGCUGCUAGCUGCCGUGUUCUAUGUAAGUCUCGUGCUCUACUUCCUGAGUCCCGGGUUGAAUGAGGACACGGGACUGCGUGCCGCGCACUCACUGCUGGCUGGACUCUCUCAGCUACUUUUUCUCAGCUCGCCGACACGCAUUUACCAGCCGUCGAUGCGCUACUUCCUCGUAGCCUUGCAGCUCUCCGUGCUGGGCUUCUUUGUGACCAACUGGUAUUCGAACCAGCUGAGCAGCUUCCUGACCGCCACCUUGGUGGGCGAGCAGGUGGACACGUUUGAGCAGCUCAUUGCACAGCAGCAGAAAAUUCUGGUCAAGCAUCAUGAGGUGGAGAUGGUGCUGCAAAUGGUGCCUCCACAUCUGGAGAAGCAGGUGGCACGCCUCGUCGUUGGCUCCGAGGCCGGUGAGCAGGUGAGCGCAUUGCUUGGCUUCAAUAUCAGCUACUCGUAUCCAUUCACUGUCGAGCGCUGGGAGUUCUUUGCGCUGCAGCAACAAUAUGCCAUGAAGCCCAUCUACCGGUUCUCCUCCGUCUGCCUUGGCGCACCAGUUAUUGGCUACCAAAUGCGCAGGGACUCGCACCUGGAGCCACUGCUCAAGCACUUCAUCAUGCGCAUACAGAGCAUUGGGUUAUUCCAACAUUGGGUCGUCUCCGACUUCAACGACGCCAUGAAGGCGGGCUACGUCCACCUCAUUGAUAAUUCGCUGGGCUUCAAGGCCUUGGAUCUGGACACCUUGCGCUUGGGCUGGUUCGUCCUGCUCUGCGGCUGGCUGCUGGCCGCUGUGGUUUUCAUUUGUGAGCGCCACUACCACAACCCCAGCACCACCUGCCAUUGA